Dromaius novaehollandiae (emu) is the source of this 2232-nucleotide messenger RNA. RefSeq lists its product as uncharacterized. The record is from RefSeq and is a predicted model, not a curated record. Bases 1 to 1284 code for a protein of 427 amino acids. NCBI's taxonomy places the organism in Eukaryota, Metazoa, Chordata, Aves, Casuariiformes, Dromaiidae. The transcript has 3 exons.
AUGCUGGACACCGUGGGUCACGGCUGGGUCUCCCUUCUCUGGGGCAGUGGCUGCCUCCUGCACCUCUGCCCCAGCUUCCUGCUGCUGCUGGUGGCCUGGGCCACCGUGAGCAUCUGGUGCAGCGUCUGCAAACGCCGCCAGGUCUCUCCCUGGAGCUGUUGCGGGGGGAGGCACUCGGACGCCCGGGACCCAGGCGAUGAGCAGCGGGCGUCCGGCUGCAGGGCACAGGGUGGGUUCCUGUGCUACGACCUCAGCUGCAGGCCCUGCGGCGAGGCCGCCCGGGAGAGGCAGCGGCAGCUGGAGGCAGAAGCUUGGCAAAGCCCCUGGGCCUCCAGCAGGCCACAGUCGCCCUCCUCGGAGGACUCCAGCCCCUGGAGUGCACACAGCGAGCGGAGGAGACUGCCUGCCCGGCAUAGGGGGCUGCCCCAGAGGGGGCCGGGGGCCCCGAGGCCGCUGCCUCCAGCCACAGCCCCAACCGACCUCGAGCUUCGCAGCCAGGCCGACAAGCUUGCGGGGCUGACGCACGCCCUGCCAGAGAGAGCUGUCAGCCCCCAGGCCGGCUCACCCACCGCCCUGGGCUCGCGCCUGGCUGAGGGGGCUGGCAGCCUGCCCGGGGGCACCGAUCCUCGCCCCGUGUCGAGGCUGAAGCUGGGACACAAGUUCAAGAAGAGGCUGCGGAUGCACUUGAUAAAGAAGUGCACAGAGAUCCGUCUAGGAAGCUUCCCCGCCGUGGUGCAGCGAUCGUGGGAGGUGUCUGUCCGCAGCCCGGAGCGCCCUGCAGCCCCCCCACCGCUGCGCUCCACUGUGGUCCCCAAGUACUUCCACACGGCAGAGGCCCUGUUCCUGCCGGAGGAGGCCCGGGAGACCCUGGAGCUCCACAUCCGGGCAAAGAAGCUACAGCACCAGCUGCAGCACCAGCAGAGCGUAUGCAAGGAGUCGCCUGCAGCUCACGUGCCCCAGGCACCGGUCUCAGCCCCCCAACACCAGCGUGAAGAGACCCCCGUCCAGCUGCCUGCUCAGCAUCCGCCCUGCCUUCCCCAGGCCACCAAGCACCGUGCAGAGCUGCAGCCUGAGCCCUUGCGUCCAGAGGGGGACGAUGACAGCAAGCACAAAGAACAGCAGCGACACAGGUCGGACACCCAGGGCAGCAUGUGGCUCCUGGGCGAUGCCAGGGGACUGGUCAUUUAUAUGGGCCUGCGGCUCUCCCCAACCCCCGGUGCCACAAAGCGGGCCAUCCUCAGGAUCCUGGGGUUACAUCAUCUGCGCAAAGGCUUUUUUGAUUAAACACAAAGCCCCGGCCAACAUCAGGGGAGCAAGGUCAGGCGGAAGAAACCGCAGGACCGAAGCCAGGAGGAAGGAGCACGCUGAACCGGCUGCAACUCCAGCCAUCGCAGGAGAGCCGUUCCACUGUCGUCCCCAGGCAAGACCCUCCAAGAUGGGUCAAGGAAAGAAACUCCACUCACCUUAAUCAUUACAGAAUUUACUGAUAAUCACCACCAAGAUUAGACGUGUCAGUAGAAAAAUAAAUUUUACACCAGUUUCUAUCAUACCAAGAUUUGUUUGUGACUGCUUGCAGGAGUCAGUGAAGUACAAAGUCGGGCUGACCUAAAGCACAUCAGCACACACUGUGCCCACACCCAGAAAGCAGGACUGUGCAUCUCGGCUCCAGCAGCGGCCCUUCUCCAGCGCAGGCGGCUUUUCUUUGGCUGACCCCCCUGGCUGGGCCCUGCGGACAGGGCUUCACAGCAGCGCCCGCUCCGGGACACGGAGCCAUUUCCAUUCUUGCAAGCUCUGCCCAGCUUUUGGCAAGGUGGCACCGCAGUGCCUCAAAACUACUCAGAACUGCUCUUCCUGUAAUUUUGCCCUUUCGGUUUGGAUCUGGUUUUCUUGGAGAGGGCAUGUAGGAGAGCUGGGCCUGCACAGCUUCCUGCUGUGCUCUGGGAUCACCGGGGCCAUGCAGAGACCUCAUCCCCCUGGCUAAGACUUGUUAAGAUAAGUGAGCAUCUCACUGUUCACCUUUUACACGAGAAUUCCCCGAAAAUCUCACCACACCUGGGCACCGACAGGCCCCACGAGGUACAGCCACCCAACACCCGAGCUGUAGCCAAGCUGCAAACUUUUCACGUGAAACACUCCCCUCAAAAGAGAUGCUGGGAGAUUACAACAGGCAGGAAACAGGCCAUUUUCCGGCAGCCCACACUGGGUGGUUUUAUCCACUGAUUUUUUUUUUUU